CUUCAGCAGUUUGUUUGUCACCCCGACAUGAGAUCUUUUGCAUUGUUUCUGUUCGUGUCAAAGUUGGGCUUCGUUUGGGCUGCGGUGCUUAUGACGAGCAAAACGUUAACACCCAAUGACGAAGUGCUUGCAGUUUGUAAACGGCAAUCAGGCCUAUAACACGGAGUUUCAAUAUGGAUUUUCCGCUUAUUAAGGAAGGUCUCGAGCAACACCCCAGCCUCUACGUUACGGAGUACCAGAAUGUUCCGACUUUGCCGAAUUCGUCUCCUUAUUACUGCAGCAAGGUGGAGCUCCACCUUGUGACCGGAAUGGCUGCCGAUGGAGAAAACUAUACUAUGUGGGCUCGAUGCGGUGAGGAGCGCUCUCUUUUUUUUUUUCGAGGCUUUGGAGGUGGUUGGUACCAAGUCAGGCAACGGGAGGCGGGUCCCGGGUGUCUGGGCAAGCCCACCCACAUUGCGCGGACAUUAGCAGUGUUCUGCAAGGACGCCUAA
This is a messenger RNA of Pyricularia oryzae 70-15, 491 nucleotides long. RefSeq lists its product as uncharacterized. The transcript is spliced from 3 exons. The coding region runs from base 174 to 491 and encodes 105 amino acids. Lineage: Eukaryota; Fungi; Ascomycota; Sordariomycetes; Magnaporthales; Pyriculariaceae. The record is from RefSeq and is a predicted model, not a curated record.